AUGUGGUAUGACAGACACCUGCUUAGCUGCGCCCUUCCCGCGACUCUCUCGGCCCUCUGGCGCGAACGAACCGAUCGAUUGAACCAAUUCUACAUCCUCGAGAAAGCCGCCCAGAGCAAGGCAUCGGCGAACCGGACUUUCAUCAUCUUCGAGGGCAAGUCCUACACAUACGCCGAGACGUACGAGCAGGUUUUGAAAUAUGGCACCUGGCUGAAGGAGCGCUUCGGCGUCAAGCCCAAGGAUAUCGUCGCGAUCAACUUCCAGAACUCCGACACUUUCAUCUUCCUGUGGUUGGGGUUGUGGUCAAUUGGCGCGAAGCCAGCCUUUAUCAACUACAACCUGACGGGCAAGCCGCUGGCGCAUUGCAUCAAGGCCGCCACGACUUCCUUGAUGCUGAUCGACCCCAACGUUGUCGCCAAUGUCGGAGAAGAUGUUCGCAACGAGCUGUCGUCGGUGAGGUUCGUUGUGCUCGACGCAUACCUGCAUCGCGAGAUCGAUGCUACGAAACCCCGACGCGCCCCCGAUGCCGACCGAUCCGAAGACCAAUACCAGAACAUGGCGAUUCUCAUCUACACAUCGGGCACGACGGGUAUGCCCAAGCCGGCAAUUGUGUCGUGGGCAAAGUGCAUCGUCGGCGGUGUCUUCACCUCGAGAUUCACCAGCAACGGGCCCAAGGAGGUCUACUACACGUCUAUGCCUUUGUACCACAGCUCCGCUGCCCUGUUGGGAUUCGGCAAUACCCUCGAGGCCAAUGGCACGAUUUGCAUUGGUAGGAAGUUCUCGACCAAGCUGUUUUGGGAAGAUGUACGCGCAUCCAAGGCCACCAUCAUCCAAUACGUUGGCGAGACUUGCCGCUAUCUACUUGCGGCACCUCCUCAGAUUGACCCCGUCACCGGCGAAUGCCUCGACAAGAAGCACCAUGUGCGGGUGGCGUUUGGCAACGGGCUACGGCCCGACGUGUGGAACAGGUUCAAGGACAGGUUUGGCAUCGAUACGAUUGCUGAGUUUUACGCUGCCACGGAAGGCUCCUUUGGCACCUGGAACCUCAGUCGUAACGACUUUGCCAAGGGUGCCGUUGGAAGAAACGGUACGCUUUACAGCCUCGUUAUGGGUAUGGACGUUGCCCUCGCCAUCAUGGAUGAGAACAACGAGCAUCCUCUGAGGGAUAAGAAGACUGGACUGUGCAAGCCUGCCAAGGCCGGCGAGCCUGGGGAGUUGAUGUUCAGGCUUUCACCCACGGACCUGGAGCGCCGCUUCCAGGGCUACCACGGCAACCCAGAUGCCACCAAGGCCAAGGUCAUGCGCAACGUCUUUUCAAAGGGAGACGCCUGGUUCAGGACCGGUGACGUGGUCAGGUGGGACAGCGAAGGACGUCUGUACUUCUCCGACCGCAUCGGCGACACGUUCCGUUGGAAGAGCGAAAACGUUUCGACACAAGAGGUUGGCGAAGCUGUCGGGUCGCAUCCUGCCGUGCAAGAAGCCAACGUCUACGGCGUCGAACUGCCUAAUCACGACGGCCGAGCGGGAUGCGCUGCGGUGGUUCUGGAGGGUCAGCCCUCUGAGGAGACGCUACGCAGCAUCGCGCAGCAUGUGAAGCUCUCGCUACCAAAGUACGCGCUUCCAAUCUUCCUCCGGGUCAUGCAGCCCGAGGCUAUGCAGACUACCGGUACCAACAAGCAGCAGAAGCACGGUCUCCGGGCACAGGGAGUGAAACCUGGCAACGCAGAUGCCGGCAGCAUGUACUGGCUGAAGGACGACACAUACGUGCCCUUCUCAGAGCGUGAUUGGGACGAGCUCAACGGCGGGCGCGUGAAGCUGUAG
Colletotrichum karsti is the source of this 1821-nucleotide messenger RNA. RefSeq names its product AMP-binding enzyme. Gene Ontology annotation, molecular function: long-chain fatty acid-CoA ligase activity; long-chain fatty acid transmembrane transporter activity. The record is from RefSeq and is a predicted model, not a curated record. Bases 1 to 1821 code for a protein of 606 amino acids. The transcript is spliced from 2 exons. NCBI's taxonomy places the organism in Eukaryota, Fungi, Ascomycota, Sordariomycetes, Glomerellales, Glomerellaceae.